This is a messenger RNA of Lucilia sericata (common green bottle fly), 572 nucleotides long. Its product is annotated as cuticle protein 16.5-like. The record is from RefSeq and is a predicted model, not a curated record. NCBI's taxonomy places the organism in Eukaryota, Metazoa, Arthropoda, Insecta, Diptera, Calliphoridae. The coding region runs from base 74 to 481 and encodes 135 amino acids. The transcript has 2 exons.
UUAUCAAACGGUUAACAAUUACAAUUUAACUGUUUUAACAAACAAGUCUAAAUCACAAUCAAACAAAAUCAAAAUGUUCAAAUUUGCCGUUGUCAUCUUCGCUGUCAUUGCCUGUGCUGCUGCCAAACCCGGUUUUGUAGCUCCUUUGGCUUACACUGCUCCUGCCGCCGUUGUAGCUGCCCCCGCUGGUGUUGUUACUGCCACCAGUAGCCAAUAUAUUGCCCGUAACCACAAUGGUAUUGUCUCCACCCCUGUUGUUGCUCCAGUAGCUACUCCUGUUGUUGCCAAGACUGUUGCCUACUCUGCCCCUGUUGCUGCUGCUUAUACCGCUCCCGUUGUAGCCAAAUACGCUGCUGCCUACUCUACUCCUUUGGCUUACUCCGCCCCUGUUGUUGCCAAAUAUGCCGCCGCUUACUCUCAUCCUUUGGCCUAUUCAGCUCCUUUGACUUAUGCCGCUGCCCCAGCUCCAGUUUUGUUCUAAAAACUGUCUAGUCUGGUUGCUUAAUUGAUGAUAAUUAAUUAAUUGUGAUUUAAUGAAAAUGUUAAUAAAUUGUUAGUAUAAUUUUAGUAUU